Molecule: messenger RNA, 984 nt
Organism: Medicago truncatula (barrel medic)
Lineage: Eukaryota; Viridiplantae; Streptophyta; Magnoliopsida; Fabales; Fabaceae
Product: CASP-like protein 5B3
Exons: 3
Coding region: 219-677 (152 amino acids)
Cellular component (GO): plasma membrane
Source: RefSeq, a predicted model, not a curated record
CCAACCAAAGUAGUACAUUUUGGUUUGGUCACACUUUUGACUUUAACCUUAAUAUAACAUCAUUUGACACCUAACCUUUUUCAUUCUCUUUUGGUUGAUUUUAUCAUUUAUGUAAAUUAUGCUCACCCCAGAUUCCAAUUUUCCCAUAUCAUCACCAAAAUUUGUUUUUGUUAGAGUGGAAAGUGGAUGUUAAAGUUUGUACCAUUUGGGAGAGAAAGAUGAAGGAUUUUCCUGGGACACCAGGUACUGUCCUUGGUUUGAUUCUGAGGUUGUCACAGUUCAUUUUUGCAGCAGGCUCAAUUGCUUUCAUGGUUUCAUCAUCAAGUUUCUUUAAUUUUACUGCCUUUUGUUACUUGAUAGCUGCAAUGGGUUUACAAGCCAUUUGGAGUUUUGUGCUUGCUUUAAUGGAUGCAUACGCUGUGGUGAGAAGGAAAGUUCUUCACAACCCUGUACUGGUUUGCCUCUAUCUGGUUGGAGAUUGGGCAACAUCCACACUAUCUCUAGCUGCAGCGUGUUCCUCAGCCGGCAUCACAGUUUUGUUCUUUAAUGAUCUAAGACAUUGCUAUUUUGGAGAGGAAUGCCGAAACUACCAGCUUUCAGUUGUGUGUGCCUUCUUGAGCUGGAUACCGAUUUCAAUAUCGUCCUUAAUUAUGCUUUGGCUAUUAGCUGCAGGGUAGUAAAGACAAUAUAUUGAUUCCACAAGUAUUGUCUCAUCGAAAAUGUGUUCAUCUUGUUCAUAAAUUUCUUUGAAAGUGUCAAUAGGAAAGGAAAUAGAUUAGGUUUACACUCAUUCAAAUUGAUUCCUUCAUUUCAACUGGAAUUGUGAUAGCAUCAGAUAGUAAAGAGACAGAGAAAAAUGUAUUUGAUUUUGCCAUGCAAAGAAACUAGUCUACACCAAAAGUUGUUACAAAUUACAAUAGUUAUUAAUUAAGAUGUAAUAUCAAAGAGGUUAUUGAUUUGAUAUUGGAAUUUUCUUUUCAAAAA